AUGGCAGCAAAUAAUCCAGUACGACCUUUUUCGUCUGAAUCAGUUUUAUCACAUUUUAAUUCAUCUGAUAAUCUUGAAGAAUUGACUCUUGUAUGGUUAGAUGAAAGUAUUAGAAUGGAAGACAGUUAUUGUUCGAAGAUAGCUACAUCAUUCCGUGAAACCAUCAAUUAUCUGAAAACUUUCUCAGGUAUUGAAGAAUGUGCUAACUAUGUAUUAACAGUUACAACAGAAAAAGUUUUCUUAAUUACGUCCGGUAAAUUAAGUGAAACAAUUGCUCGACUUAUACAUAACAUACCACAGGUGUUCUGUAUUUAUGUUUUUUGUGAAAAUCAAGGAAAAUAUGUUGAAUGGGCAUCAAACUAUUCUAAAAUACGGGGGGUAUUCGUCGAUGCAGACUCAUUAUUAAUCAAAUUAAGAGAAGAUGUUAAAUUAAGUUAUUUAAUUAUUUCAAGCACUAUUAGUACAUGCCUCGUUAAUAAUGACAAUGAAAAAACAUCGAUACAUGAUGCUUCCAAUGAUGAGAAUGGUACAUUUCGUUUUUAUCAGUUAUUAGUUGAAAUAUUAGUUUAUUUGCCCCAUACAGAAGAUGAGAAGGAUGAGCUUAUUCAAGAAUGUCGAAAAUAUUAUCAUGAUAAUAAAGUAGAACUUAAUAAGAUCGAUGAAUUUGAUAGAACAUACACACCAGACACGGCACUGUUGUGGUACACAAAAGAGUGUUUUCUUUAUCGAUUGAUGAAUAAAGCACUACGAACAGGGAAAAUGGAAGUCAUCUUAAAAUUUCGAUUUUUCAUUAUUGAUUUAUAUAAACAGUUGCUUGAAUUCUACGAAAAAGAUCGUUAUUUAUAUAUAUGCCACAGAUCCUCCUUUUUAAGAAAAUAUAAAUAUGUGCAGACCAUCAGUGAAAAUGAAUCAGAGGAAAGACAUGAAUAUUCAGUUUUUCGAGGUCAACAGAUGACUUCAGACGAGCUGCAUUUAUUCAAACAGCGAAUCGGCAGUAAAGUAUUAUUUAAAGCAUUUCUAUCAACAACUACUUCGCCGGUAAUCGCUUUAAUCUAUGGUACAAAUAAAUUAGAUAAUUGUCCAACGGAAUCUAUAUUAUUCGAGGUAAAAAUCAACUGUUCAGAAGAAUCAAACCCUUAUUUUGACACCAGAACCAUAUCCAAAUUCAAAGAUGAAAAUGAGCACUCUCAGUUUACUCUAUUACCAAGAACACUUGAUAGUAAGGCGUCUCUCGAUUAUGGAAGAUAA
This is a messenger RNA of Didymodactylos carnosus, 1248 nucleotides long. NCBI's taxonomy places the organism in Eukaryota, Metazoa, Rotifera, Eurotatoria, Philodinida, Philodinidae. The record is from the annotation of a GenBank genome assembly.